AUGUUUAACCUGGAGAACCCGUUCACGGAGAGGGGGCGCUUCUUCUCUUCCAUGGAGUACCAGCACCAGCUGGAAGAGGAGGGUUACCCGCCUCCUGGCGGCAACGGGAGCCUGAAUGAGAGUGAGGCCGGGUCGAGAGGAGGUACACCUUACCCUCUCCACACCACUGUCACCCUCAUCAGCCUGGCGGGGCUGCUCAUGCUCUUCACCAUCUUCGGCAACGUGCUGGUCAUCAUCGCCGUCUUCACCAGCCGUGGGCUCAAGGCUCCCCAGAACCUCUUCCUGGUCUCCCUGGCCUCAGCUGACAUCCUGGUGGCCACGCUGGUCAUCCCUUUCUCGCUGGCCAACGAGGUGAUGGACUACUGGUACUUUGGCAAGGUCUGGUGCGAGAUCUACCUGGCCUUGGACGUGCUGUUCUGCACCUCCUCCAUCGUGCAUCUGUGCGCCAUCAGCCUGGACCGCUACUGGUCCAUCACCCAGGCCAUCGAGUAUAACCUCAAGCGCACACCGCGCCGCAUCAAGUGCAUCAUCUUCAUCGUCUGGGUCAUCUCGGCUGUCAUCUCAUUCCCGCCCCUCAUCUCCAUCGAGAAGAAGAACGGGCAGCAGGCUGACAAGCGGGCAGGUGGGUGCAAGAUCAACGAUGAGAAGUGGUACAUCAUCUCCUCCUGCAUUGGCUCCUUCUUCGCCCCCUGCCUCAUCAUGAUCCUGGUCUAUAUACGUAUCUAUCAGAUUGCCAAGAGGCGAACCCGGGUGCCCCCCAGGAAGAGAGGAGAACACCCCAAUAAGAGGCAAAAUGGCUUGGCAGACAAGGAGGAGCUGCCAGCAGCAGCCAAGCUCAAUGGGGAGAAGGUGACGGAGGGAGGAGGGGAAGGAGGGCAGGAGAGGGAGCUAAAUGGCAUAGACAUGGAGGAGACUUCCUCCUCAGAGCACAAUGAGAACCACCAGUGCAGGAAGCAGGGGAGGCCCCAGAGAUGCAAGGGCAAGACCAAAUUGAGCCAGAUCAAGCCUGGAGACAGCUUGCCCAGGAGGAUGGAGGAGGAGGAGAGGAAUGCCAAAGCGUCCCGCUGGAGGGGCAGGCAGAACCGGGAGAAGCGCUUUACCUUUGUGCUGGCGGUGGUGAUCGGGGUCUUCGUCGUAUGCUGGUUUCCCUUUUUCUUCACCUACACACUCACCGCUGUCUGCAAGAGCUGCUCCGUGCCUCUCCCCCUCUUCAAGUUCUUCUUCUGGUUUGGUUACUGCAACAGCUGUCUGAACCCUGUCAUCUACACCAUCUUCAACCAGGACUUCAGGAGGGCCUUCAAAAAGAUCCUCUGCAGGAUAGACAGGAAAAGGAUUGUUUGA
This is a messenger RNA of Emys orbicularis (European pond turtle), 1341 nucleotides long. RefSeq names its product adrenoceptor alpha 2A (gene ADRA2A). Gene Ontology annotation, cellular component: plasma membrane. Gene Ontology annotation, biological process: regulation of smooth muscle contraction; platelet activation; regulation of vasoconstriction. The record is from RefSeq and is a predicted model, not a curated record. Gene Ontology annotation, molecular function: epinephrine binding; alpha2-adrenergic receptor activity. Bases 1 to 1341 code for a protein of 446 amino acids. The transcript has a single exon. NCBI's taxonomy places the organism in Eukaryota, Metazoa, Chordata, Testudines, Emydidae.